Panthera uncia (snow leopard) is the source of this 2616-nucleotide messenger RNA. RefSeq names its product cyclase associated actin cytoskeleton regulatory protein 1 (gene CAP1). Gene Ontology annotation, cellular component: cytoplasm. Gene Ontology annotation, biological process: cell morphogenesis; regulation of adenylate cyclase activity; cytoskeleton organization. The transcript has 13 exons. Gene Ontology annotation, molecular function: adenylate cyclase binding; actin binding. Lineage: Eukaryota; Metazoa; Chordata; Mammalia; Carnivora; Felidae. The coding region runs from base 88 to 1515 and encodes 475 amino acids. The record is from RefSeq and is a predicted model, not a curated record.
CGCGAAGAUUGCUGGGCGGUUCUUGCCGGAAGUGGAGAACGGCUGAUCGCAGUCCGGAGGUGAGGCGGAACUCUGAGGUCGUACAUUAUGGCUGACAUGCAAAAUCUGGUAGAAAGAUUGGAGAGGGCAGUGGGCCGCCUGGAGGCAGUAUCCCAUGCCUCUGACAUGCACUGUGGCUAUGGAGACAGUGCUCCAAAAGCAGGAGCAGCUCCAUAUGUGCAGGCAUUUGACUCACUGCUUACCGGUCCUGUGGCAGAGUACCUGAAGAUCAGUAAAGAGAUUGGGGGAGAUGUGCAGAAACAUGCGGAGAUGGUUCACACGGGCCUGAAGUUGGAGCGAGCUCUCUUGGUUACAGCCUCUCAGUGUCAGCAGCCAGCAGGCAAUAAACUUUCGGAUUUGUUGGCACCCAUCUCCGAGCAGAUCCAAGAAGUGGUAACCUUCCGGGAGAAGAACCGAGGCAGCAAGUUGUUCAACCACCUGUCAGCUGUCAGCGAAAGUAUCCAGGCCCUGGGUUGGGUGGCUGUGGCUCCCAAGCCUGGUCCCUAUGUGAAAGAAAUGAAUGACGCUGCCAUGUUUUAUACAAACCGAGUCCUCAAGGAAUACAAAGAUGUUGAUAAGAAGCACGUGGACUGGGUCAAAGCUUACUUGAGUAUAUGGACAGAGCUACAGGCUUACAUUAAGGAGUUCCAUACCACUGGACUGGCCUGGAGCAAAACGGGGCCUGUGGCAAAAGAACUGAGUGGAUUGCCAUCUGGACCUUCUGCUGGAUCGGGUCCUCCUCCUCCCCCACCAGGCCCACCUCCCCCACCAGUCCCCACCAGUUCUGGCUCAGAUGAGUCUGCUUCCCGCUCAGCACUGUUUGCGCAGAUUAAUCAGGGGGAGAGCAUCACACAUGCCCUGAAACAUGUAUCUGAUGACAUGAAGACUCACAAGAACCCUGCCCUGAAGGCUCAGAGUGGUCCAGUACGAAGUGGCCCCAAACCAUUCUCUGCACCUAAACCAGGAGUCAGCCCGUCCCCCAAACCCACCACAAAGAAGGAGCCACCUGUACUUGAACUGGAGGGCAAGAAGUGGAGAGUGGAAAAUCAGGAGAAUGUUUCCAACCUGGUAAUUGAUGACACAGAGCUGAAACAGGUGGCUUACAUAUACAAGUGUGUCAAUACAACAUUGCAAAUCAAGGGCAAAAUUAACUCCAUUACAGUAGAUAACUGUAAGAAACUCGGUCUGGUGUUCGAUGACGUGGUGGGCAUUGUGGAGAUAAUCAAUAGUAGAGAUGUCAAAGUUCAGGUAAUGGGUAAAGUGCCAACCAUUUCCAUCAACAAAACAGAUGGCUGCCAUGUUUACCUGAGCAAGAAUUCCCUGGACUGCGAGAUAGUCAGUGCCAAAUCUUCUGAGAUGAAUGUCCUCAUUCCUACAGAAGGCGGUGACUUUAAUGAAUUCCCAGUCCCUGAGCAGUUCAAGACCCUAUGGAACGGGCAGAAGUUGGUCACCACAGUGACAGAAAUUGCUGGAUAAGCGAAGUGCCACUGGGUUCUUUGCCCUCUCCCUCACACCGUGGGAUAAAUCUGUAUCAAGACGGUUCUUUUCUAGAUUUCCUCUACCUUUCUGCUCUUAAACCGCUUCUCUGCUCUGAGAAGCACAGCUACCUGCCUUCACUGAAAUAUACCUCAGGCUGAGAUUUGGGUGGGAGAGCAGGUCAGUUGAUCUUCUGCAGGAAGGUGCGGCUUUUCCCUGUCAGCUCAACCACACCACCAGUCCAUUCUUAAGGAACUGCACACCAGGACUGCUGUGUUUUAGCUUUCAGCCUUUGGGGGUUAUUUGACCAACAGUCAUUUGGGAAGAAUAAAGCGGUCCCCAGGAAGCAACAGAUCAGAAUGUUCACACAAGUUCAUCUUUUUCUAACAAUGCCCACGAAGGUAGCAGAGGCUGGUGUGAUUCUAGCUGGUUCUUCUAACCAAACUAACUUUUCACUGUUGACAGGCGAGGCAGGGGUCGCGCUGGACCAAAGGCUGAAGCCUGGCCAUCUAGCAUUCCGAGCAAAAUUGAUUCCUGUAGGCAUUCCUUUUAUUCUGCAUUCCAUCCUGGGUCUGCCUGAACCUGAGAGAGUAGGUUGUCCUGUAUCGGCCGCUGGGCAGAGCCCUGCACCCAGGCCAGUUAAAGGAGUCUUGGACCCUUUCUCUCACUGGGAUCCCUGCCCAGCACCUUCCUACAGAGACGACUUAAACAAAAACAAACAAGACAAAACAAACAAACAAGGAAACUACACCAUUCCAAGGAAUCUGGAAUUCCUUCCUUCUUCCAUGCUAGGUGCCUGCCCUCCGUCUUCACUGCCUCCUUUGCCCUGUCAUGCCCAACUGCUUUUGGUUUCUGUCCAGGCACCUGAACAAAGGACUAAAAUCUCCACUGCAGCCUGGUUUUAGGUCUUGUGUAAGAAUCUUGCACAGCAUUGCUAAUGUAAAUUACAGUUUUUCUCUCUAGGACACUUACCAAAAUAUGCAACUUUUUUUGGUGGGAAGAGAGAUUGUCCUGUGACUUCUACCCAUUUCCUGAGGCCUGUGGAAAUAAACCUUUAUGUACUUAAAGUUAUACAGAAAAUAGAAUAAAAUUAAUACCAAA